Messenger RNA from Anopheles funestus (African malaria mosquito), 1470 nucleotides. RefSeq names its product AP-2 complex subunit sigma (gene AP-2sigma). The record is from RefSeq and is a predicted model, not a curated record. Gene Ontology annotation, cellular component: intracellular membrane-bounded organelle; AP-2 adaptor complex; membrane coat. Gene Ontology annotation, molecular function: clathrin-cargo adaptor activity. NCBI's taxonomy places the organism in Eukaryota, Metazoa, Arthropoda, Insecta, Diptera, Culicidae. The transcript is spliced from 2 exons. Gene Ontology annotation, biological process: intracellular protein transport; clathrin-dependent endocytosis. Bases 203 to 631 code for a protein of 142 amino acids.
GUCAAGAUUCACUUGACGUUGUGCUGAAGAAGCGAAAAAAUUGAUAAUCAAUCUCAUCAAAUCAUAAGACACCCCUAAAUUCUUUCGUAAAUAACAAAAGAAACCCCUCACGAAGGGUGUACAUCUUUCUUCCCGAUCAAUCCACUAGCUAGUACGACGUGCGCUCUCUUCCGUACAUUCCUACACGGCCGAAACAUUCACGAUGAUUCGCUUCAUUCUGAUACAGAACCGUGCCGGCAAGACGCGGCUCGCCAAAUGGUACAUGAACUUUGACGAUGAUGAAAAGCAGAAACUGAUCGAGGAGGUGCAUGCCGUGGUGACGGUACGUGACGCAAAGCACACGAACUUUGUCGAGUUCCGGAACUUUAAGAUCGUGUACCGCCGGUACGCCGGACUGUACUUCUGCAUCUGUGUCGAUGUGAACGACAACAACCUGUGCUACCUGGAGGCGAUCCACAACUUUGUCGAGGUGCUAAACGAGUACUUCCACAACGUGUGCGAGCUGGAUCUGGUGUUUAACUUCUACAAGGUGUACACGGUUGUGGACGAGAUGUUCCUGGCGGGCGAAAUCCGCGAAACGUCCCAGACGAAGGUUCUCAAACAGCUGCUGACGCUGAACUCGUUGGAGUAAGCAAAUCGUAGGUGUUUUGCUUUCAUUGUUAAUUGCUGCUGUUUCUACACCUUGCUGGCUCAUCUACUCAUUACGUUACGGGGGAUUGGAGGUCGGUAGAUCGAGAUGCAAGGAUGCAAAUACGUUACACAAAUCCGAUCACUAUCGGCAUAACAAAGAGCGUUUACAAUACUGCCGAUAAUGUUCGAAGUCGCACCGCACAGCAUUCCAAAAAGUUGAUUAGUAGUUUGGCCAGCGAGCGGACGUUGUUGAACAACUUGUGCAAAGCCAUAUUUUAGGAACACCCCCGGGGAAACCGUUUCCCGGCACCAUCCGCAUUCUGGCUUCACCCCCUGAUGAGUCAGCGUUUGUGUUUAGGUUUACGUUUGUUCGUGCCGUUCGAAUGGAAGCGAUGGAUGGUGCGCCAUUUUCAUGUGCAAAUCGAACGUUCAUCACCCGCUUAUCACCGAUCUGUAUGAUAUACGCUACUGUACACUCUUCCUUUUUGCGGGAAGAAAACCAUUAGAGAAAGCUAAAACAAAAAACAAAACAAAACAAUAUUCGUGUAAAGAAGCAGGUUUUUCGUUCGAUUCGGUUACUCCUAGGGGCUGCGAUGAAGCCGAACGCAGCUGGACGAUAUUUCUAGGCAAGUGCAACAAACCGUCAGUUGCGCGUGUAAAUGCUGCACACGACACUCACCAAAAUGCGAAGGUUUAAAUUAAUGGAAACUAUUAAAUAUAACGAAAAGUAAGACAAAUAUUAUUAUAGUAAUAUUACUAUUAUGGUAUAUUAACGAAAAUGAUCUGUAUUGCGUAGUAAUCGAAUAAAGAGAGUAAAAGAGCAGAGUGCCGGAUUUGAGA